Molecule: messenger RNA, 1785 nt
Organism: Botrytis deweyae
Lineage: Eukaryota; Fungi; Ascomycota; Leotiomycetes; Helotiales; Sclerotiniaceae
Exons: 8
Coding region: 1-1785 (594 amino acids)
Molecular function (GO): protein binding
Source: RefSeq, a predicted model, not a curated record
AUGAGCUCAGGAAAUUCAGUCAAUUUAGAUUCGGAAGACGUUGAGAUUAUCGAGCAGUCAAAAUCUCCUAUAAAUCACGAAGAGCUGAGGAAAAUUGAGGCAUGGCUCGAACCCACGGAUUACCUUAAUGACUUUAGCGAAUUCAAUCGACAUAUAGCUUCACGAGCCCCUGAAACCGGUAUUUGGUACGUCAAAACUCUUAUGACAAGUCGCCCAGUUCAACAAUUGCAACUUAAGCUGGAGGAUGCUUCUAUCGUUCAUAUUAGUCUCGAAGACGAUCAAGUUCGCAAAGACAUAGAUCUUUUUGUCUCUCGCCGUUUAGAAAGCAUGUUUGAAAGAAAUAAUCCAGAUACACAACUAUCAUUACGUUCAAUCAUAUGUGAUAGAUCUGCCGGACUCUUCCUGUGCGCUCGCCUGUUUUUAGAAUCGCUAAUGCCAGCUCUGGUUUCAAAACAACAUUUGGAUUCCGAAGAUAUUGCCAGUACUCUCCCUGUCGGCAUGCAGGAGAUGUUCAACAGCAUCCUUCUCCAACAGUCUAAAUCCAUCGGCAUCGACACAAACCUUCAACAAUUCAUUCUUAACGCAGUGAUAUUUUCUUCUCGACUUCUUCGUCUCAACGAGAUUGCAGAUCUAUUCGCAUUUGUUUACCCAUCAUACCAUUUGUCCAGUGCCAAGACCAUUGUAAAGUCGGCUUGCGUAUCAGCAUUUUCAGAUCCGGAAGACAUAGACUUUAGAAGGUGGCUAACACUUGAUUGGGGCAUUCGAUUUAUCACGAAAGAUUCGUUAGUACCAUCGCCAGGGCAUGUGGCUGCGUUCAGCGGAAUGAGCAGCUGUUUGAAAUUACUCUUAUCUAAAACUGAGGAUAUCAACUCCAAAGAUCCUGGAGGCCGUACUCUACUACAUUGGGCUUGUCAACCUGGUCAUCUCAGAAUAUUUGAGCUUUUACUACAUUGUGUAUACAGAGGUACUACUAUGCUUUACGCUGCAACCAUGGGUGGGAAUCCAAGUUGUGUGGAGCAAAUAUUGAUUCGGGAUGCAGAUCCAAAUGCUUUUUCCGGACCACGAAUGCUUGAUCGUCGACAGCAUUCUGCAAAACCUCAAGAUAGAAAGCAUUUUCAGAGCACAGCAUUACAUGUUCUUGCAGAAAGCUGGAGUGACAACAAUCUAGUUCAUGCUAGAGAGCAAAUCCUCAACUUGCUCAUAAAGUAUGGAGCAAAUCUUGAGGCAAAAGACAGAAAUGGACAUACUCCUCUUUGGUUAUUUACAACCAGAGAUACCGAUAGUUUUGACACCACUAUUCAAUUCUUGGCCAGAAAUGGCGCCAGAUGUGACGUUCACCCUGUGAAACGCUUGUCGAUCAUUGAGCGUGUAGCAAAUUCCAAGAAUUAUAGCAUUGGAACUUUCAAAGUUAUGCUUCAGUACUAUACAGACAUGGAGACGAAAAGGCGUUCACAACAGAGUUUCACAAGAUUGCCCAGACCUUUCGGUCAAGGAGAAAAAUUCGUUGGCUCUGUCAGCCGCGAUGCGCUCUUGAAGCUACCUAUAAUGGAGUCGGCGAAGCUCGCAGUCAGACUCCUGCAAGUUCCUCGUGCCAGCAAGUUCGCGCUUCCGAGGAUACAAGAUGCACUUCCCAUUAGAUGGCUCUCUUCACGAAAGCGGCCUUGGAGAAUAUUCGGCUUCGGAUCCGAACUCCGUAGUACUUGGAGGACUCAAUACACUUGCAGAACGAGAAAGAGGAUGCUUGUCCCCACAGUGCUGGUCGACAGAUUAAUCGACUCAGAAUGA